This is a messenger RNA of Zootoca vivipara (common lizard), 1287 nucleotides long. Its product is annotated as mediator of RNA polymerase II transcription subunit 22. Gene Ontology annotation, molecular function: transcription coregulator activity. Gene Ontology annotation, cellular component: mediator complex. Gene Ontology annotation, biological process: regulation of transcription by RNA polymerase II. The record is from RefSeq and is a predicted model, not a curated record. Lineage: Eukaryota; Metazoa; Chordata; Lepidosauria; Squamata; Lacertidae.
AGGUGAGGCGGCGGCCUCGGGCGGCGCAGCAUCCGCAACGGGGGCAGAUCUGUAUCCCCCAGCCUCUUGUUCCUGAUUGGGAUCUUCACUGGCCCCAUUCCUCCCUGGAGGAGAGAGGAGGAGGCUGCCCUUUUGAGGUUCCUUUCAGGCACCAAAAUGUCUUGGGCCGGCCCUUACCUGCAGCACAUGCUCCCCCAGAGCAAGGAAACCCUUCUUCAGUCUUACAACAAGAGGCUGAAAGAUGACAUCAAGUCAGUCAUGGAUAACUUCACAGAGAUAAUCAAAACCGCAAAGAUUGAGGAAGAAACCCAAGUUUCUCGGGCAACCCAAGGCGAGCAGGACAACUAUGAGAUGCAUGUCAGAGCUGCAAAUAUUGUUCGGGCUGGCGAGUCUCUUAUGAAGCUUGUCUCUGACCUAGAACAGUUCCUGAUCCUCAAUGACUUCCCUUCCGUCAACAAAGCCAUCAACCAGAGGAACCAGCAGUUGCGCAGUUUUCAGGAGGAAUGCGACAAGAAGCUUAUUGCCCUGCGUGAUGAGAUCUCCGUAGACCUCUAUGAGCUGGAGGAAGAAUAUUACUCUUCCAGGUACAAAUGAAGCCAUGGACAGUUCCCCUGUGGCAACCACCACAAUUUCCUGUUUCGGACAUGGGGGCGGCGGCGGGGAGUGUGUGAAAACAACAACAACUGUCCUUGUUUUAAAAAGCAUCCCUAAAUUCUCAGCACCCAAAGAAUCCUGGCCCCAAAGUGGUUUUAUUGAGUACUUUAUGUUUGGCGUGAGAGGUGGCUGUUUUGGAGGGCAAGUGCACCAUGUAACUAGGACUUUAAUGCACGGAGAUGUGAAGGCCAGCUUCCCUCCUGCUCCCUCAUCGACAUUGUGAUCUUGUCACCCAAACGACUUGCAAACAGGAACAGGUACUGGAUCUUCAACUGCCCAGAGUGCCCUAAUCCCUAGUCAGUGUAAAUUGCAAUCCUAGCCAUGUCUACUCAGAUGUCAGGGCCGGAUUUAGGUUUGAUGAAACCCCAAGCUACUGAAGGUAAUGGGGCCCUUUAUAUGCCCAGCAGUCCUUUGACAACAACCAAUUGUUGCUGUUUUUUGGUGUUGAAUAUAUGCUAUAUGGUAAUUUAUGGACCUAAUAGGUAUCUAAAGCCAUUUGCACAUAACAAAAUAUGUAUUUUAUCAAAGUACAUCCAGGUUUUUUUCCCCUUUAAAUUUUUUUGGAGGCCCCCAAGAGAGUGGGGCCCUAAGCUAUAGCUUGUUUAGCUUAUACGUAAAUCUGGCACUGUCAGA